Saccostrea cuccullata (small rock oyster) is the source of this 823-nucleotide messenger RNA. Its product is annotated as small ribosomal subunit protein mS35-like. Gene Ontology annotation, molecular function: structural constituent of ribosome. Lineage: Eukaryota; Metazoa; Mollusca; Bivalvia; Ostreida; Ostreidae. Gene Ontology annotation, cellular component: mitochondrial small ribosomal subunit. The annotation marks the transcript as partial. The record is from RefSeq and is a predicted model, not a curated record. Gene Ontology annotation, biological process: mitochondrial translation. The transcript is spliced from 7 exons.
GACCAGGAUUGGACGGAUGUUUGGGCAACGAAGGCUCCAUUCCGUUACGGCUCGGUGCCUCUACCAGUCAGACAGGGUUAUAGAAAGAGAGAAAAUCGUUUAACUCCAGGAAAAUACGGCAACACAGAAUUAAUGAAGAUCCCCAACUUUCUACACCUGACACCGCCCCAUAUCAAGAAACACUGCCAGGCCAUUAAAAAAUUUUGCACAGAAUUUCCAGAGGAACUGAAGAAUCAAGAGAUUCGAAAGGUUAAUUUUCCCAUUGAGGUCGUGACCUCUGAUUAUGUGACCUGUGGCACAUCAAUAAGAGAUUCAAGGUCACGGGAGGUCACAGUCAAUGUUAAUUUAUCUGUUCUAAAAAUGAAUGAACACACAUCUAUCAAAAUGAAGAAGCUGGCUGGAGACAAAUUUGACCAAGAAGCUCAGACAUUACAACUGAAGUCUGACAGGUGUCCACUUCGGAAACAGAAUUAUGACCUUAACAUAUACACACUGACAGCUCUGUAUUAUGAGUCUAAUGUAACAGAACCCUGGGAAGAAGAAAUGGAGGAAUCUGAUUGGGUGGAAUAUCAAUGGGACAAAACACAGUCCAGAAAUAAGAUCCUCCAACUAAAGAAUAAAAUACAGCAGAUUGACAGUGAUCAGAAGGAAAUGGGGAAGGAUCUAGGAGUUUCUGUGGUGGAGGCUGAUUCUACUGUCCAGGAUUAUAAAACUGCUUACUCUAACCUGAAAGACAAGGGAGAUAAUUCAGUCACACUCAAUGCUUACAAACAAUCCGUGUUAAAACUUCUUAACUUAUAGAUAAUAAAAGGUGUAUAAAGUU